GAAACCCUAACUUUUCUCCCCUAUAUAAAUUUGGGAAAAAAGAAAUUGUUUCAAUCCAUCACCGUACGAGAACAUUCCGAAACGUGCUUCUGUGGCGUUCGACAAACUUGAACACUCUCGUGCAAUCAUCUCUCGCAAGCAUCACCCACUCAACAAAAGAAUGGAUCAUCAAGGUCAUGGCCAAAACCCAAAUAUGGGUGUUGUUGGUAGUGGACAAAUGGCCCCAUAUGGUUCUAAUCCAUACCAGCCAAACCCUAUGACUGGGUCACCUGGGAUGGUUGUUCCCUCUGUUGGGACUAUUCAACCUGGUGGUCAACCAGAUGGAACUCAGCUGGGACAACAUCAGCUUGCUUAUCAGCACAUUCAUCAGCAGCAACAGCAGCAGCAGCAACAACAACUCCAGACCUUUUGGGGAAAUCAGUAUCAAGAAAUCGAGAAGGUAACUGAUUUCAAAAACCACAGCCUUCCCUUGGCAAGGAUCAAGAAGAUUAUGAAGGCUGAUGAGGAUGUGAAGAUGAUAUCAGCUGAGGCGCCUGUUGUAUUUGCAAGGGCGUGUGAAAUGUUCAUAUUGGAGUUAACCUUGCGUUCUUGGAAUCACACUGAAGAGAACAAAAGGCGAACCCUUCAAAAGAAUGACAUUGCAGCAGCAAUCACAGGAACUGAUAUCUUUGAUUUCUUGGUUGACAUUGUGCCUCGGGAGGACUUGAAAGAUGAAGUGCUUGCAUCGAUACCAAGAGGACCAAUGCCUGUUGGAGGGCCUGCUGAUGGAAUUCCUUAUUGCUAUAUGCCACCUCAAAAUGCACAGCAAGCUGGAAAUCCUGGUCUCAUGAUGCAUAAUCCAAACAUGUAUGCUCCACAGUCUCAUCCGUACAUGGCACCUCAAAUGUGGCCCCAACCACCGGAGCAACAACAAUCGCCUUCAGAUCAUUAGAUUCUUAUUAUGGAAGUGUUAUGGUUAGUAAGGUGAACUUUGGUGCAAUAAAUUAGUUUUUACAAGGAUUGAAAGUUGAAGUUUUAUAUUGUACUACUGACCAUUUCCAUACAUCAUAGUAAAACUUAAUUCUGCAGCUUUUAAAUUUCAAUGUCAUUUUUCCUAAUGGAACUUAAUGUUACUGUAUUAGAAAUUUACAGAUGAAUAACCAAGUAUGGUUUAUGAUGAUUCAUCACUUAUUAGCACAAGAUGUUUCUAAGUACAGGUGUCAAUCGCAUGCUGUAUUGUGAUAUAGCAGUAGUGGUUCCAAUCUGAUCUUGCAUUAUUAGAAGUAAUAUAAUAAUUUUUUAUGUUGUGUGGAA
Molecule: messenger RNA, 1293 nt
Organism: Medicago truncatula (barrel medic)
Lineage: Eukaryota; Viridiplantae; Streptophyta; Magnoliopsida; Fabales; Fabaceae
Product: nuclear transcription factor Y subunit C-3
Exons: 2
Coding region: 161-931 (256 amino acids)
Biological process (GO): regulation of transcription by RNA polymerase II
Cellular component (GO): nucleus
Molecular function (GO): protein heterodimerization activity; DNA-binding transcription factor activity, RNA polymerase II-specific; RNA polymerase II cis-regulatory region sequence-specific DNA binding
Source: RefSeq, a predicted model, not a curated record